Cladophialophora carrionii CBS 160.54 is the source of this 765-nucleotide messenger RNA. RefSeq lists its product as uncharacterized. NCBI's taxonomy places the organism in Eukaryota, Fungi, Ascomycota, Eurotiomycetes, Chaetothyriales, Herpotrichiellaceae. The transcript has 3 exons. The record is from RefSeq and is a predicted model, not a curated record. Bases 1 to 765 code for a protein of 254 amino acids.
AUGACCGAGAAACAAAAGAUAGUUUUCUACACGGCGUUCUCGCCUAAUGGACACAAAAUCGCCAUCACGCUCGAAGAGCUUGGGCUCAAAUACGACAUGGUCGCUCUAAACCUGCCAGCAAUCGAACACAAGGAACCAUGGUUCCUUGAUAUCAACCCCAAUGGUCGUAUUCCUGCCCUGACGGACACCCUGGAAGAUGGAACGCCAAUCAAUCUGUUCGAGUCUGGCAGUAUCCAACAGUAUCUCGUAGACCGGUACGACACGGAGCACAAGAUCUCGUACCCAAGGGGUAGCAAAGAGUAUUAUCAGACCAACAAUUGGCUCUUCUUCCAGAAUGCCGGGAUAGGCCCGAUGCAAGGCCAAGCCAACCACUUCGUGCGCUACAACCUCUCGGAUCAGCCCGAGCAGUAUUCUCGGGAUAGAUACGUCAAUGAGACGCGACGCCUGUACCGCACGCUAGACAAGCACUUCCAGGACGCCCAGUCCGGGUACCUGGUGGGAAACAAGUGCACGAUUGCGGACAUCGCCAUCUCGUCGUGGGCCAACCUCCUAGGGUUCGCUAGUAUCGACAUUAACGAGUUCCCGCGGGUUCGAGAGUGGCAGAAACGCAUGGCGCAGCGACCGGCUGUGCAGAAGGGGUACGACACGCCAAAGAAGGUCGAUUUGGAUGCUAUGGAGAAGAAGGAACCGCAGGUGUUCAAUACGUAUUUGAAGACGAAUUUGGGCUGGAUCAAGCAUGGGAUGGAUGACGAUGCGAAGAAAUAG